ACGGCGAAGGAUGGACAAGCGGGCGUACGCCGUCUGAACUUGAUCGCGAGUUACCGCGAGUACGAGAACGGAGUGUUGCACGCGUGCGAGUGAGGAUGGAUGCGACAUUUUAACGCGUAAACGCGCACGGUACCGUCAAACGCGCUUCGUGGAUAUACGCGCACCCAUUGUCGAUUGAAAAAAAGGAAUAGAAACAAAGGACGUAUCCGCGACAUAUAAUUACGCUUGUUAUCGCGCAUCGUGAAACGCGGGAUAACGAGAAGCUCGCCCGAGCGGAAAAACUGAAGAUCCGAUGUGAUUCGGACAUUGACGUAUUUCAUUCUUGUAGCCUGUUAAUAACGUCAAUCAUGGAGACGCAAACUGAGAUGCCGGGAAACACAACGAUGGGUAGCACGCUACUCGACGAGGAACUUCGUCGAAUUCUGAUGGAACGUGAGCAAGAAUGCAUGAAGCUAAAACUCGCGAAUACAACGCUGCCGCCGACGGAAUUAUAUUGUCGACUCACUUUCGAUGGAUGGUCCUGUUGGCCGAAUACUGCAGCAGGAUCAACAGCUUAUAUACCAUGUCCUGACUUUAUCACUGGAUUCGAUGCAUCGCUGAUGGCGCAUAAAUACUGCGAGCUGAAUGGCACGUGGUUUCGGCAUCCUGAAUCAAAUCAAAUAUGGAGCAAUUACACAACUUGUGUUAAUCUACAGGAUCUGAGCUGGCAGCAAAGUAUAAAUAGAAUCUACGAGGUGGGAUACGCGAUAUCCUUGGUAGCUCUAUUGCUUUCCUUAGGAAUUCUCACGUACUUCCGAUCUCUCAGAUGCGCACGGAUUACACUGCACAUGAAUCUAUUCACCUCGUUCGCGUUCAACAAUGCCUUAUGGCUGAUCUGGUACAGAUUCAUAGUAGCGAAUACGGAUCUACUACUUAAUAAUGGCAUACCUUGUCGCGUCCUGCACGUAAUCCUUCAUUACUUUUUAUUAACAAACUACGCUUGGAUGCUUUGCGAAGGCUUUUACCUGCAUACAUUGCUAGUGAGUGCAUUCACUAGUGAACACAAAUUAGUGAAUUGGCUGAUGGGACUUGGGUGGCCAGUUCCAGCUGUAAUCGUCACCUUAUAUACAGUUUUACGUGCAUCCAGUGAUGAUCCUACAGACACUGAGCAGUGCUGGAUCAAUGAGGGCAAUUAUAUGAACGCGUUGGUUUAUCCCGUGUGCGUUUCUACUUUGUUGAAUCUACUUUUCCUGUUUAAUAUCGUACGAGUCCUUCUCAUGAAGUUACGUGCCGGUCCCGCCAUUGGAACGCGCCCUUCACGAUCUAUGCUGCAAGCUUUCAGGGCCACGUUACUUUUAGUGCCCCUAUUGGGCCUUCACUAUUUAGUAAUUCCAUUUCGGCCGCCAAAGAAUCAUCCUUGGGAGAAUUUUUACGAGGUCCUUUCAGCAAUUACCGCUUCUUUCCAGGGUCUCUGUGUGGCUGUGCUUUUUUGCUUUUGCAACGGCGAGGUAAUAGCGCAAUUCAAGAGGAAGUGGGAUGGCAGCGCCCUUUUACGAAAACGAGCCAAUUCCUGCACGGCCACAACAGUCUCGGUCCGAUGGCGGGAGAGGAGAAGGUGUGACUAUCAACCGGCAGCAGCGGUGCCGAGGGAUGACUGCAAUAAGCGAUUGGCGAGUGAAGAUCAACAACUGCAGCAGACCGUGCAGGUGAUCGCCGCAGGCCGGUUAGGCAAUCACGGCAACAACAACCACACGCAGGUGCUUAUCAAACGCGGUGGCGACGACGACGAUUUCUCCCACGACGAGUACAAUCAGACGCAGUGUUGAUAAUCGGAUCGACCGGAUCAACACCGGGAAUGAUCGUGCUAUGGGACCACGUAGAAGAUCACUUUCUCUCUCUUUAUUUGCCUCUUAUACCGGCCACUUCGCAAGAUAGUCGACAGCGGAAUUUAUCGAUUCGUGAUUCACAAAUAUGUUAUUAGUUGGAAACGAUAAACCCUACAAAGAGGUAAUGAUAACAAUAAACGCGGUGUAGAGAAAUAUUUAUAUAUAAGGUGAAUAUAUCUUACUUUUAGUGCAUAU
Messenger RNA from Cyphomyrmex costatus, 2060 nucleotides. RefSeq names its product Diuretic hormone 31 Receptor (gene Dh31-R). Gene Ontology annotation, biological process: cell surface receptor signaling pathway; adenylate cyclase-modulating G protein-coupled receptor signaling pathway. Gene Ontology annotation, molecular function: calcitonin receptor activity. The record is from RefSeq and is a predicted model, not a curated record. Lineage: Eukaryota; Metazoa; Arthropoda; Insecta; Hymenoptera; Formicidae. The coding region runs from base 348 to 1805 and encodes 485 amino acids. Gene Ontology annotation, cellular component: plasma membrane. The transcript is spliced from 13 exons.